Molecule: messenger RNA, 5432 nt
Organism: Suncus etruscus (white-toothed pygmy shrew)
Lineage: Eukaryota; Metazoa; Chordata; Mammalia; Eulipotyphla; Soricidae
Gene: PHF8
Product: PHD finger protein 8
Exons: 20
Coding region: 73-2826 (917 amino acids)
Biological process (GO): regulation of transcription by RNA polymerase II; protein demethylation
Molecular function (GO): transcription coregulator activity; histone demethylase activity
Source: RefSeq, a predicted model, not a curated record
UUCUGUGCCACCCCCAGCACCUAUUGACACUGGACUCUGGCUGGUAGCAGAACUCUGGAAGACAGGGCGAAGAUGGCCUCAGUGCCAGUGUAUUGCCUCUGCCGGCUCCCUUAUGAUGUGACACGCUUCAUGAUCGAGUGUGACACGUGCCAGGACUGGUUUCAUGGCAGUUGUGUUGGUGUUGAAGAAGAGAAGGCUGCUGACAUUGACCUCUACCACUGCCCUAACUGUGAAGUCUUACAUGGACCCUCCAUUAUGAAAAAACGCCGCGUCACUUCAAAAGGACAUGAUUCACACAAGGGGAAGGUAGUAAAGACUGGAAGCACUACAUUCAUUCGAGAACUCCGGAGUAGAAAUUUUGACAGCUCAGAUGAAGUGAUUUUGAAACCCACUGGAAGUCAGCUGACUGUGGAAUUCCUCGAAGAAAAUAGCUUCAGUGUGCCCAUCCUGAUUUUGAAGAAGGAUGGAUUAGGCAUGACACUGCCCUCACCAUCAUUUACUGUGAGGGAUGUGGAACACUAUGUUGGCUCUGACAAAGAAAUUGAUGUUAUUGAUGUGACCCGUCAGGCCGACUGCAAGAUGAAGCUUGGUGAUUUUGUGAAAUACUAUUACAGUGGAAAGAGGGAAAAAAUCCUCAAUGUCAUUAGUUUGGAAUUCUCUGAUACCAGGCUUUCUAACCUUGUGGAGACACCCAAGAUUGUUCGGAAGCUUUCAUGGGUGGAAAACUUGUGGCCAGAGGACUGUGUCUUUGAGAGACCCAAUGUACAGAAGUACUGCCUUAUGAGUGUGCGAGAUAGCUAUACGGACUUUCACAUUGACUUUGGUGGCACCUCUGUGUGGUAUCAUGUGCUCAAGGGGGAGAAGAUAUUUUACCUGAUUCGCCCAACAAAUGCCAACCUGUCUCUUUUUGAGUGCUGGAGCAGUUCCUCUAAUCAGAAUGAGAUGUUCUUUGGGGACCAAGUGGACAAGUGCUACAAGUGUUCUGUAAAACAAGGACAGACACUUUUCAUUCCUACAGGAUGGAUCCAUGCUGUACUGACACCUGUUGACUGCCUUGCAUUUGGAGGGAAUUUCCUUCACAGCCUUAACAUUGAAAUGCAGCUCAAAGCUUAUGAAAUUGAGAAGCGGCUGAGUACAGCAGACCUCUUCAAGUUCCCCAAUUUUGAGACCAUCUGUUGGUAUGUGGGAAAGCACAUCUUGGACAUCUUUCGAGGUUUGCGAGAGAACAGGAGACACCCUGCCUCCUACCUGGUUCAUGGUGGUAAAGCCCUAAACUUGGCCUUUAGAGCCUGGACAAGGAAAGAAGCUCUACCAGACCAUGAGGAUGAAAUUCCGGAGACAGUACGAACUGUACAGCUCAUUAAAGAUCUGGCUAGGGAGAUCCGCCUGGUUGAAUUCAAUAUCGCUGGUACCCGCUUGAAUGAUUCUGAAGAAGACUCACCAGACUUGGACCUGGAUGGGAAUGAGGGUUCACUGACCCUUUUGAUGCCUAAUGGCAGUACCAAGAGGAUGAAGAGUUUAUCCAAGUCUAGGCGAGCAAAGAUCGCAAAGAAGACUAGGCUGAUGGCAGAAAAGGCAUUAGAGGAUGAAUUUGACUUGGAUUCAGAUGAUGACCUGCAGAUUGAUGAGAGACUGGGAAAGAAAGCAGCUCUGAUAAUAAGACCAAAAUUUCCCCGAAAACUGCCCCGUGCAAAGCCUUGCUCUGACCCCAACCGAAUUCGCGAACCUGGAGAAGUAGAGUUUGACAUUGAGGAAGAUUAUACAACAGAUGAAGACAUGGUGGAAGGGGUGGAAGGCAAGCUUGGGAAUGGGAGUGGAGCUGGUGGAAUCCUUGAUCUUCUCAAGGCCAGCAGGCAGGUGGGAGGACCUGACUAUGCUGCCCUUGUUGAGGCCCCUGCCUCUCCAAGUACUCAGGAGGCCAUCCAGGGCAUGCUGUGCAUGGCUAAUUUGCAGUCCUCAUCAUCCUCACCAGCUACAUCCAGCCUGCAGGCCUGGUGGACUGGGGGGCCAGACCGAAGCAGUGGGAGCUCCAGCAGUGGAUUGGGCACAGUGUCUAACAGUCCUGCUUCCCAGCGCACCCCAGGGAAGCGGCCAAUCAAGCGUCCAGCAUAUUGGAGAACCGAGAGCGAGGAAGAAGAAAAUGCCAGUCUGGAUGAACAGGACAGCUUGGGAACAUGCUUCAAGGAUGCAGAGUAUAUCUAUCCUUCAUUGGAGUCCGAUGAUGAUGAUCCUGCUUUAAAAUGUCGACCCAAAAGAAAGAAGAACUCAGAUGAUGCUCCAUGGAGUCCUAAAGCUCGUGUGACCCCAACUCUACCGAAGCAGGACCGUCCUGUACGAGAGGGAACACGGGUAGCUUCUAUUGAGACAGGCUUGGCUGCAGCAGCUGCAAAAUUGGCCCAGCAGGAACAGCAAAAAGUUCAAAAGAAGAAAUACAUCAAGAAGAAACCAUUGUUGAAGGAACUAGAACAGCCUUGCCCUCAAGACUCCAGUCUUAACAAUGCAGUACCAGCUCCCACUCUGGCCAUUACACCGCAGAUUCUCACCUCUUCAUCUUUGCCGCCUCCUGAGCCUAAACAAGAAGUGCUCUCUGGAAGUCUUGUUGACCAUGAAUAUACUGCUCGCCCCAAUACUUUUGGUAUGGCCCAGGCAAACCGUAGCACCACACCUAUGGCCCCUGGUGUUUUCUUGACUCAGCGACGUCCUUCAGUUGGCUCACAGAGCAAUCAAGCAGGACAAGGAAAGCGUCCCAAAAAGGGCCUGGCCACAGCAAAGCAGAGACUUGGCCGUAUUCUGAAAAUCCACAGAAAUGGCAAACUACUCCUGUGAACCUCCUUGUGUGCUGAUCCUGAUCCCUUCAACCCCAUUGCCUUCUCCAUUGUCAACUCUCGGGGCACUCCUGGAUCAUAUUUGCCCCAGACAAGGUGCUGAGGCGCAUUGUCCUGCUUUCUUGGAACUGACCAAAGGCAAAGACUUCCCCCAACACCCUUCCCAACUUCUAAAGCAUCCUGCCUUUUUAUCCAUGCCUGAGUUGCUGUUCAAUGGGAGAUUUCUAGCAAAGUAAUAUCUUCUGCUGCCCCAAUACAUUUUCUAUUCCAUAGGCUUUGUCUGCCCUUUAAUCUCAUCUCCACUUAAGAGAUGGAUUCCCAGAGGAAGAGAGACAUGAAGAGAGCCUGAAUCCCUGGGUAUUUAUUUCCCUGUCCCUGGGAGUCCAACAUUUAACACUUUCCAUAGCUAUAUUCUGUCUCUACUAACUCAUCUACAUCUGCUCUUUCUUUCUUCCCCUUCUCACCCAGUCACCAUGUCACUCACUUCCAGUCUCUGCCCCUUCUUGCCAAAUGUUUCAUGAAAAUAAAAUAAGAGGGCCUAGAGUUUCCUUAUUGCCCCAGUGUAGACCAUUUUAGAAAUGGCCUAGAAGGACCAUGGACUGACUGCACUCAUCCUUGGGAAGAAAAGAGAUUCCUGUCAUUUCUCAGAACAGAGAGAGGAACGAUGCCUAAACCCUUGAUAUGAUUUCAUAGCCCAUUGGAGGGAAUUACUUUAGGGUGGCUAAAAAUGAAGCCCCCUGUAUCAGAGUGAGACACUAGGAUCUUCCAGGAAUGAAGUCCUGAAAUACAUUAUCCAUAUGGCUUUUGCAAAACCCAGCAGGUGAAAAACCAUCUCCAGAAGCUUGAAAGAACCUAUAUCUGAAACAGACAACCCUGGCUUUAUGGCCAGCUAUCUUUACCUAUACCACAGAGGUGGACCUGGACCUUUUCGGAUGUGGCAAGACAGUUCAGCCCUAGGUUCUACAUGGGGAACCUCCUGCUGCUUUUCCCACCUGAAGACCUCAGAACUCACACUUUCAAUCCUGGUCUUUGCACUUCUAGACAUUGAGUCAGCACUCAAAUUAUGUGCAGAAGGGCCACUCAGAAGCUCGCAUAUAGAAGACACACUAUCUGCAAAGGAUCAGAUCAUCAGAUUAACCCUGUUCACUUUGUGUACAUCGCUGUUAUCCAGAAAGUGCCCACCCCCUCCUCUCUCUGCCAUAGUUUCCUCCACUUCUGUUGAUCUUGCCUCCAUGGCGACCUGGACUGGAAGGAGAAUGCCCUUUUCAUUUUAGCGCUAUCCAAGUGGAGCACAUCCUUGCCCUUUAUUCCCCACUUCACACUCACCCCAGUUAGCCCAGUGUUUCUGGGGGUCUUAAUUUUAUGCAGGCCACAGGGCAUGUAUAAUUCUUCCAUUGUAGUCUUUAUGUCUACAGUGUGUCUUUCUUUUCUCCUUAGAUCUGUCUAAGCCAUUUGCUUUUUUUAUCUCGGGGACCCCAGAGGUAAAGCAGUCCUCCAUCUAGUCAUACCAAAGGCAAAAAGCCUGACUACCUCCCCUUAGCAUGUGAGGUCCCCACCUCCCUCCUCUCUGUUUCCACCAUUUUGCCUUUCUUGGAGAUUUCAAGGCAGCAGAGGUAGUGAGGGGAGGGAAGUAUCUCCUGUGUUUCCUGUGUCCCUGAGUAAGCAACUGCCUGAAUAGCUCUGGCUGGUGUCACCAAGACCAGGACCCUAUCCUUUCUGCCCAUUAAUCAGCCCUUGAUAUUUCAAUGGCAGCUAAUUGCUAGCAAAUCUGCCCCACCCCUUCCCUCCUCAUUCUGGGCCUCUUUCUCCUUUCUUUGUAAGAUGUUUCUAUGGAAUUGAAACCCUCCCUCCAUUGGGUUUCAUUUAGUUUAGACUUUAAGAGCCUUCUGUUUUUGUUUCCAAUGAAAAGCAAGUUUACCCUCAUUUUUGCUUUUCCAAAGAGGCUAGUUUGCCCCACCCCACCCCACCCCGUGUUUCAGGUUCUCAGUGAAGUGAUCUGAGAGAGGUUGGGACUGUUAAUAACCAUGGUUUUCCAACAGUUAUUUUUCCACCAUUUUAUACCUAAAGGUGAAUGGAAAUAUUCUGUGGACUGACAAAAUAAUGUUUUGCAUACUGCCUCUUCAACUUGUUAUCACAGGCAGUGCUGUCCCACUCCACUCUGUCAUGUGAUUCAGAUGUACCAUGUUUUAAGUGUCAAUAACUUUUUGAGAACCGGCAGGAAAUUUCUGUAGAUCAUGGACUGACAAUUGAAAACCACUGGUUUAGAACAUGGUGAGAGUUACCUCUACUCUAUAAUUCCCAGCACAGAACUGGGAGUUAGAAAGGGGGCAGAAAGAGAGGAUUUCUAUUCACCUUUAAUAUAUUUUUACCAAAAAAAGCAGUUUAAAGCAAGCCCACCGCUUCUGUACAUGUCUAAAUAUAUUUUUAGAAGUGGGUAGGAUUGUGAAUUUCUGAUGCAGGGCCUUUUUAUAAACAGAUUAGAAUAGCAUUGUACUGACUUCCCUAUUGUUUCUGCCAUGUUUUUUCUUAUGUUGUGUUACUAAUGUAAUUUAUAUUUUUUUUAGAUCCUUCCUUUCCUAUAGAGAUAAAAGUGAUUUAUCUUGGCAA